Anoplophora glabripennis (Asian longhorned beetle) is the source of this 5875-nucleotide messenger RNA. Its product is annotated as tight junction protein ZO-1. Bases 441 to 5564 code for a protein of 1707 amino acids. Gene Ontology annotation, biological process: cell-cell junction organization; cell-cell adhesion; protein localization to cell-cell junction. The record is from RefSeq and is a predicted model, not a curated record. Gene Ontology annotation, cellular component: bicellular tight junction; plasma membrane. The transcript is spliced from 22 exons. Gene Ontology annotation, molecular function: cell adhesion molecule binding. Lineage: Eukaryota; Metazoa; Arthropoda; Insecta; Coleoptera; Cerambycidae.
UGUCCUUUUCCUCUCCAUCGGUCCCCGCGUUAUCGCUCGACGCAAAGUGGCUCCGUCCGAGCCUCUAAUGAAUGAGAAUUUAUUUUUUUGCUUUUGGCCCGAUCGCAUCUGCCGUUUUAUCAGGGGACGGCCGGUCAUUUCAUUAGUUAAUUACUUACAGUGGCUCGCGCGACUUGCCGACUCCGGUCUGCCGUCCACCGACUGGAUCAGACGACGCGCCGGUCUUGUCCUCUAAAUGGUACGCGGUGGCCUAAAUAAUAGUUUUGUUUACACGCGGAUCUUUAAAAGUGUGUAGAAGUGGUCGCGAGCGUCUUGAAAACCGGGCGCCACGGAGAAAAAUGUUCCUUGGGUGUAACCGUUCUUAAGAAGAGUUGUGAAAUUUUGCAGGAGUGAUAAUUCGAAACAUUAGUAAAAAAAAUCGAGUGAAAAGGAAAGCAUUCAUGUUGGAAAGAGGAUGGGAAUACAAACAGAUAUGCGUAACCAGAGUACCGGGUUAUGGCUUCGGCAUCGCCGUCUCCGGGGGCAGAGACAACCCCCAUUUCGCAUCUGGGGAUCCCAGCAUAGCCGUUAGCGACGUCCUUGCAUCUGGACCCGCUGAAAGGCUGCUGCAAGUAAACGACCGCAUCAUAUCAGUGAACGGCAUAUCGUUGCAAAACGUGGACUACGCUACCGCUGUCCAGGUGCUUAGAGAUUCCGGCGAUACCGUCACGUUGGUCGUCAAGAGGAGAACGGCCCAGCACAGUCACAGUCACAGCGCGUCCUUCAAUGGUCCCCCUUUGGCGGCCCUGGGGGUCAGUCCCCUUCCCGCCAAGGUAACCCUUACCAAAAACUCGAAGAAAGAAGACUUCGGCAUCGUGCUCGGCUGUAAGCUAUUCAUCAAGGAGAUCUCCUCCAAGGCCAGAGAUCAGCUGAUAAACACGAACCAAGUCCUGGAGGUGGGCGAUUUCUUAACGAAAUUGAACAACACGAACUGCAACGACGUGAUGUCGCUGAAAGAGGCGAAAAAGAUCAUAGAUAGCACCAAGGAUAAGCUGCACAUCACCGUGUCCAGGGAUUUCGGCUUCAACUCGAGCGUCUCACAUCAGACGCAGAGCUCGAUAAGUACGACGGGAGCUGUGAAUAAUUUUUAUAAAGGCGAUGAUUUCCUAACGUCGAGCCCCCAAAGCUAUUCCAACCAAAACCUGUACGUUCAGCCUCCCACCAGGAACCCCAACCUGAACCAGAACGGCGGCUUCGAGGAGAAACUUGAACAAAACAGCGGCCCUAACUCUUUACCAGACGAAAAGAGUAACCUCGCGCCACGAGGUAGAUCUCGAGGACCUUUAUCGGAGGCCAAUCUUAAUCAGUUAGAGAAUAGAAAUAGUAUUGCGGGUUACGGCAGGUCGAAGGGAAGGGAGGAACCUCCUAGGCCUCCACCACCAAGAGCUGAAGAUUAUUAUAGUACUAGGAGGCAGAUAUACGAAGACGAUCCUAUUAUUCAAAAAACGAAGCAGCCUAUACCCGACGCCAGAUUCAUAACAUUCCACAAAGAAGGUUCGGUCGGUAUUAGACUCACCGGUGGUAAUUUCGCUGGAAUUUUUGUAACUGCCGUACAACCCGGUAGUCCCGCUUCCCUUCAAGGUCUACAACCCGGUGAUAAGAUACUAAAGGUUAACGACAUGGAUAUGAACGGAGUGACCAGAGAAGAAGCCGUCUUGUUCCUGCUCAGCCUGCAGGAUAGGAUCGAACUGAUCGUGCAGUUCUGCAAAGAGGAGUACGACAGCAUCGUGGCCUCCCAGAAAGGUGACAGCUUCUACAUAAAGACGCACUUCCAUUACGAGAAUCCCGCCAAGGGAGAAAUGUCUUUCCGAUCCGGUGAUAUUUUCCACGUGAUCGACACGCUUUACAAUGGGGUCGUGGGGUGCUGGCAAGUCUUCAGGAUAGGUCGUAACAACCAGGAAGUCCAAAAGGGCAUAAUCCCGAACAAAUCCCGGGCGGAAGAACUGGCCACCGCCCAGUUCAACGCAACCAAAAAGGAAAUGUCAGCCAACGAAUCUAGGGGCAGCUUCUUUAAAAGACGGAGGAGCUCUAAUAGAAGAUCUAAAAGUCUGGGCAAGGAACACUGGGACGAUAUACUGUUUUCCGAUACCGUCUCCAAAUUCCCAGCUUACGAGAGAGUAUUGUUGAAACAUCCUGGGUUCACCAGGCCCGUGAUACUUUUCGGACCAAUAGCAGAUGUCGCGAGGGAGAAAUUGUUGAAGGACUUUCCCGAUAAGUUUAUUUCACCACAGCUGGACGCAACAGUGGAAGAAACCAGCUCAAAGCAUAAAUCCUCGACAAACUCGAAUAUCAUAAGACUGUCUGCCAUAAGGGACGUCAUAUCGACGGGAAAGCACGCCUUGCUCGACAUCACCCCCAAUGCGGUGGAAAGGCUUAAUUACGCGCAGAUGUACCCCAUAGUGGUGUUCUUCAAAGCCGAAACCAAGAUGGUGGUCAAACAGUUGAGGCAAGGUCUACCAAAAUCGGCACAUAAGAGCUCCAAAAAGCUCCUGGAGCAAUGUCAGAAGUUGGACAAGGUGUGGAGCCACGUUUUCAGCUCGACGAUUACUUUGAACGAUAACACAGAUACCUGGUACAGAAAAGUUAGAGAGAUUAUAGAUAAGCAACAGAGCAACGCCUUGUGGAUGUCCGAGAGCAAGGGAUAUGACCUAUAUUCCGACAUAUACUUCCCCCAAAUCUACCUCCAACCCAGAUCCACCAGCUCCCUACCUUACAGGCAACGCCAGUCCAGAAGCCGCCACAGGAAAACCGCCCUCUCCAUGUACAGUUCCCCACAAUUCAUCCACCGCACCACACCAUACACAUCUUGUUACGCCCCCUACGAAUAUUACCCCUACAUGUCGCCCGUACCCAGUCAGAGUACCCUCUACCAAGAGAACUAUCCAAAUCCCGAGGAAUCGCUAUCAGACGAUUUCCUAUUCCCAAUGUCAUCUCUUCGGCUUUCGUAUGCUAGUUCUCCAGAGAGCGACCUAGAGCACAGCCCCGGGCCGCCUACUUCUCCGGGACUGUCCGGAAACGGCACGACGGCUGGAAGGCUGACCAAGGCAAGUUCGGAUCCCAGCGUGGUUAUGCCCGAUUGUAGCACAACGGAUGUUCUACCGCCUUAUCAGCCCAAUUACGAUUCACGGUACGGCUUCGGCAACAACCAACAGCAACAACAGCCGCCACCAGAACUCCAGACACCCCCCACGGACUCACCGUUAACGAAAGACCCCUCCUACACCCUUUCCAACCCGGACAUCCCGUCGUCCCUCGAAGCACAAAACCCAUAUACGAAAAACGCUAAUUACAACGACAAGAACCCUAUUUACUCCUCCGAAACCUACCAAAAACCGGAAUAUCCCAAGAUGACGGACGCCAGAAACGAAUUCGGAUCGAGAAACGAUUUCAAUUCUCCGGAACGGAGGACGGAUUUCAGCGGGGAGAGAAACAUGCAGCAUAAACGGCAAGCUAGUACCUUACAUGGGGUGUACGGUCAUAGUAAAGGGCAUAACAUGGAGCAGAGUCCGUCGAAAGACGCUGUGUACGGACAGGUGCCCGAUCUACCGCCUCGGGUCGACAGAGCCAUCAAGCCCAUGGGGUUGCUGAUGACGCCCAGCAAAAUACCGAACGGGCGUUCUGCCCACGAGAGGCUUUUUGGUACGAAAGCAAAUCCGCAAGUUGAAGGCGCUGACACAAAUCCACCGGAUAAUAACAACUUUAAUAAUAACAACAAGGCAGGUUCGCUUGAGCGAAGCCAAAAUUCCAAAUCGGAUUCGCUCUCGAGCUACGACUCCUUCAACAAGCAGUCCAACACCCGGAUAGGUCCGAACGCUCACGACGAUCUAAAAACCACUCUCUCCAAAAUCGACCCGGCAGUGACCAACCUGCAGAACAGCCCUUCCAAGUACGGUUCGGGCCCUAGAUGGGAGCAGAACGUUCACCGACACGGGUCGAAGUUGGAUCUCAAGUACGGUCUGCCUCCCACCGAUCAGCACAGCAUGGACAACAGUCCCAGGAAUUCCAGGGAAAUGGACAAAGAGAGCAGCCCUAUGGACGCCGUGUGCCCUAGAGGGUCUGUGGAGAGGGAUAUGUACAGGUAUUCAAGAUCACCAGCGAAACAGCACGUUCCGGGAAAACCCCAUAUGGAGACUAAGACUGACUAUGGGAAAUACAGUCGCAACAAUAAUUCUUCCCACCACCCGAGCCAGCCUCCCCCGGAAUAUACGAGGAACUCCCACCAGGAUCUCAGGGAAUCAUCAUUGAGCAUACACCAGCAGUCGCCGUUGCGUAGCCCUCCGAUGCACCACCAAAACGGGUACGACAGCGGUCCUCCCAAUCACCUGGGCCCCCCGAACGGCAACACCUACAAGCCCGUACCACCGCCAAAGCCCAAGAAUUACAAACCUCCCUAUAAGCAAGGCUACGCCGGGGACGGCAUGGUGCAACCUCCGCCCGUCUAUCAGCACGGGAAGAGUCACAGCAAUCCUGUGGACCAGCGCAAUCAGAACAUGAACCUGUCCCCCCACCACAAUUACUACUACAACAGCCCGCCGAAUCAUAACUCGUACCACACGGAAACGGCCAUGCGCUACCCGGGCCACUACGACAUGGCACCCCCCUACCAAGAAUCGCCCAGGAGGCACCCGAGCAUAUCGUACGCCAGCAGAAGCGAGAUCACACCCAUCGCUCACCAGCACGAGAAUCCGUACGGCAUGGAACAUCAUCCGGGUGAAAUUUUGGACGCUAGGCCACCCGUCGUCGAUCUUCAGGGGUCUAGGGAGCAGAGGGGAUCGGCGUUCGAGCUGUACCGCAAGCCCGUCGGGCAUAACAUGAGGGGCUUGAUGGAUCAGCCGGCUUUUUAUGGAUCUCAGCCUAACAUAGCCCAAAAACUAAACACGUCGUCCGCUACUAACUCGCCAAAAAUAACGCCCAAACUAACAAAAGCCCAGUCGUUUAAGCACCAGAAAAGUGAGGGCUUCAUCACCCCCAAACUGUUCCGCAAGCUGUCCUUCACCAGGAAGAGCAGGGAGAGCACGCCCAAGAUGAACAAAAAGUUGUCGUUGCAAUCGGAACCCAUCAACGAGAACCAGGUGGUGCAGGAUUUUAAUAGGAACGCUCAGGAUUUCUCGAGACCCAGCAAGAGGGAUAUCACGUCGGCUAUUGUUGAUCACAAAGGGGCCGUUUUGGUUAACGAGUACUGGGGUGUGUCGUUGGAGGUACCCGAAGGCGCCAUACCCAAGGGACAGGAUAAACAGAUCUAUUUCGUUAUUUCCGAUCCGAGGUUGUGCGACAAUGCCCCGCCGCUAGAUCUCGAUAACGGUGAGACAAUGCUGUCGCCUCUAGUUAUGUGUGGACCGCAAGGUACUGAAUUUCUAAAGCCUGUGAUUCUGAAUAUUCCCCACUACGCCAACACCCUCCCGAGUCUAGGUAUAAGUUUGAAAGCGACGGAUUCAGAGCAAGACAUCCACACCGACUGGGAUAACAUCCUAUUGCCGAGCAACCACGCCGCCAACAGCGUAGCGGUCAAGGUCGAUCAUUUUUAAAUUUGUUACUUAAUUUUUAUUUUUGCUCAAUUGUAGCUUUGUUAAAAUUUGCGCCACUUUAGAAAUUUUAUGGACUGAAUUUAGAAAUUUUAGCGAGCUGUUUAUAUUCUAGUUUAAUAAUUAAUGUAAAUAUCGGCGUUUAGAUCUGUUUUUAUUCAACGAACAUGUACUUUGCAAUAUUUCUUGUGAUCUGCUUUGAACUUUUAAGUACGUUACUUAUAAUUGUUAAUAGUUUUUAGUCGUUAGGGUAUUAUGUUUUUAUUUUUAAAACUAUUGUAGGGUAACCCUUGUAUUUUAUUCUAAGUUUUUAU